GAACUUUUUUUCUCUUUUCGGCCACCGUAGUUAGUUAGAUCCGUGAAGGAAGCUCUGGGCAAGAUGGCGCUCCGCACAGUUUGUUCCACUGUAGUAAGAAACGGGCCUGAUUUAGGGGUCAUUAAUGCCAGAGCGCUUGCAACUACAGCAUUCCUAUGUAAACGUCGUGUUCCAGGCGGUCCUUUGCCAAACAGUGAAAUCAAUGUCAAGGACUUGGAAUCAUUAGAGAAGUACCGCAGCUACACUCGGUACCUAAGACAUGCUGAUGAGGUCAAAAACAAACCUGUGUGGUGGAAGUCUUACAAAGGCUAUGUGGAUAAUGCCAAUCCUGAAUUGGGUGAAGAGAAAGUGAACAUCGGCCUCCCAGUCAUGCAGUCCAGCAGGGGGAUAGCAGUAAAGGAGCGUAAACAGGUGAUUAAGAACAACAAAAGAAACCCAGAGAUGGAAAGAGCUGCACGUUUACGAACAUUUAAGAUCUCUCUGGACCGAGUGCAGGAGACGUGGGAGAAGACGUGUGGUCCAUAUCAUAUAAAGAGACUGGCAGAACACUACGGUGUCUUCAGAGAUCUUUUCCCCAGGGCCUUCUUUGCACCUCAAGUGCCACUGCGUGUCUCCUAUAACCAGGACAGCAGUGUUCAAGUGCAUUAUGGGAACAAAAUGACACCAACUGAGGCAGCAUCUGCUCCUCAGAUAAGUUUUGACGCAGAAGAAGGUUCUCUGUGGACCCUGCUGCUCACAUGUCCAGAUGAGCAUCUUCUGGAUAAUGAAUCAGAAUAUGUCCACUGGCUGGUAGGGAACAUCCCAGGUGGAGCAGUACAGUCUGGAGAGGAGCUGUGUCCCUACCUACAACCGUUCCCUGCUAAAGGAACAGGAUUCCAUCGCUACAUUUAUGUCCUCUUCAAGCAGGAGCUUCGUAUUAACUUCCAGGAUGAAGUCAGGUCUUCACCCUGCCACUCUCUGGUCGAUCGAACAUUCAAGACCAAGGACUUCUACAGGAAGUAUCAGGAUCACAUAACACCUGCAGGCCUGGCCUUCUUCCAGUGUCAGUGGGACGAAUCUGUCACUGAUACCUUUCACCACACACUCAAUAUGAAGGAACCCGUGUUCGAGUUUAUCCGACCUCCAGUCUACCAUCCUCCGCAGGUCAAAUUCCCUCACAAGCAGCCGCUCAGAUACCUGGACAGAUACAGAGAUGGGAAGGAGCGCACUUAUGGAAUAUAUUAAAUCACACACACACACUCACAGAUCAUUCAUUUUCCAAUUGUGGAAUUAUGUUGGUCAUAUUUAUGUCAUAACAACAAUAAAGUUUGUUUCUCAUGUGACA
Molecule: messenger RNA, 1324 nt
Organism: Cynoglossus semilaevis (tongue sole)
Lineage: Eukaryota; Metazoa; Chordata; Actinopteri; Pleuronectiformes; Cynoglossidae
Gene: mrpl38
Product: mitochondrial ribosomal protein L38
Exons: 9
Coding region: 64-1224 (386 amino acids)
Cellular component (GO): mitochondrial large ribosomal subunit
Source: RefSeq, a predicted model, not a curated record